AUGGAUAUCUCCGAUUUUCGCUGCUAUCUCGUCACGCGAGAUGAGAACAAGCAAGUCACCAAUGCAAUCGCCAAGCAGGGCAUCGACGACCUGUUGCCCGGCGAGGUACUGAUCCGCGCGGCCUAUUCGUCGCUGAACUACAAAGACGCCCUGGCCGCCACGGGGCAUCCGGGCGUGGUGCGUAAUUUUCCCCACGUGCCAGGGAUCGAUGUCGCAGGCACCGUCGAACACAGCGGGGUCUCGGAUUUCGCAGCCGGCGAUAAGGUGCUGGUCACAGGGUUCGACUUGGGGGCGGCCUCCUGGGGUGGGUACUCCGAAUUUGUCCGCGUGCCGGCCGGGUGGGUGGUGCGAUUGCCCGAGGGGCUGACACUGCGGGAGAGCAUGAUCCUCGGCACCGCGGGCUUCACGGCAGCUCAAUCGGUUCAGGCCUUGUUGCACAACGAAGUCGGACCCGAGGACGGCGAAGUGCUGGUCACGGGGGCCAGCGGCGGCGUGGGCUCGAUGGCCGUGGCGAUGUUAGCCAAGCUGGGCUUCAAGGUGGUGGCCGCUACGGGGAAGCCCGAGGGCGUGGAGUUGGUGGAGAAGUUGGGUGCUACACGUGUGAUUGGCCGGGAUGAGUUGGUCGAUUCCAGCAGCCGACCGUUGCUUUCGGCUAAAUGGACUGGCGUGAUCGACACCGUGGGCGGUGACGUGCUGGCCACCGCGAUUCGCUCGACUGACAUCGGCGGCUGUGUGACCGCUUGUGGAAUGGUGGCCGGGAACGACCUCUCGCUGAGCGUGUUCCCCUUCAUCCUGCGAGGCGUAACUCUGGCGGGGAUCGAUUCGGCCAACUGUGCCAUCGAGAAACGCCCCGAGUUGUGGGCCAACAUGGCGGGCCCAUGGCGUCCUACAGAUCUCGAAUCGAUGGUUGCCGAGACCGUGACGCUGGAUGCGUUGAAUCCCGCGAUUGAGAAGAUCCUGAAGGCACAGGUUGCAGGGCGGACGCUGGUUGAAAUCGGUGGUGAAUAA
Messenger RNA from Cladocopium goreaui, 1008 nucleotides. The record is from the annotation of a GenBank genome assembly. Lineage: Eukaryota; Dinophyceae; Suessiales; Symbiodiniaceae.